CAGUUGCUUUGGUUCUUUCUCACUUGCAGAUCUGCUAAAGAUGCCGAAACAUGUCAAUAAAAGAAAAACUAUGGUUUUUUCUUUGCCUCAGAAUCUGUUGCUGAAGGACAUUCUAGUCUUGAACUGCAAGACAAUGCCUCAGCUCUAAUAGCUCACUAAAUUCAGCUAUCUGCCAUACAGCUUUGUUUGCAAUAAUAUUUAUCUAGAAGCUGUGGUAACCGAGUCGCUGGAAGAAGUUUGGACAAGGGUAAUGACUCAAAUUUACAAUAAAGAUAAGCUAUGUGAUCAGAUAAGGGAUGCUGUUCUAGAUGCUCAUCUCAGAACUGAUCCAGAUGCUAAGGUUGCCUGUGGUCGCCUCAGAGGUGGAAGGAGUCAAGGCCGUGGUUCGAGCACCACAGCACCAGCAGAAGAACCUCCUCUGGCUCGCUCUCUUCCUCCAGAGGCUAAAGAGGAGGCAAAGGACAACUUACCUGCACGUGCUGUCAGUCCAGGGCCGGAGCAUCUGGAACCAGCCCCAGCAGGAGAGAUUCUUGCCAGUCAGGACUGCUGGGCCCAGGCAGGAGAGGCGGAGCAGCAGGAGAGCAUGGAUAGAGUGUGCGAAGCCCGGGAUUUCAGAUGGGAGCAGUUGUCUGCCCUUGAGAGAAAGCACCACUCCUCGCUAGCCCGGGCCUUUGAAACGUCAGCAGAGACAGCGGAGGAAUUGCAGCCUCACAGGGAUCUGCUGAAGGAAGAGGUUCCUCUGGCGGUGCCAAAGGUUUGCCGCCCACAGGGGCCAUCCCCCAGGGUUCUGGAGAGGCUGCUCCAGGAGUCCUCUCGCCAAGGGGACACGCUGUCCCAGGUGUGCAGAGAGGAAACGGUGCUGGCACAAGAGAAGGCUGCCCUGGAAGCCCAGCUGCCAGGCACGGAGCGGAAGCUACGAGGCCUUUCCAAGCAGCUGGUAGAGACCAGGUAAAGGCAGGGAGGAGAAUCUGGAUGAGGCAUUAUUGAAGGUCUG
Molecule: messenger RNA, 994 nt
Organism: Prinia subflava (tawny-flanked prinia)
Lineage: Eukaryota; Metazoa; Chordata; Aves; Passeriformes; Cisticolidae
Exons: 8
Coding region: 251-952 (233 amino acids)
Biological process (GO): S-adenosylmethionine biosynthetic process
Molecular function (GO): methionine adenosyltransferase activity
Source: RefSeq, a predicted model, not a curated record